CUCUUCGGCAGUUUUCGCAGUUGAUCGCUCGAUAAUAAUAGAGAGGUUAAUUGUCACUUCAAUUCCAAGUGAAUAAAAUGGAAUCUAAUAGUUCGCUUAACUAUGCUGACAGAGUGAAUCAGAAGUCAAGAGAUGUGCCACUUAUUGAAAAUGAUGAUGAAUUGAUUGACGAGAAACCCGAUAGUAAGGACUUCCAACUCUUACCACAUCACCCAAAAGUUUCUACUUAUAUGCUACGGAAAUGUGACAUUAAACUUGAGAGUGAACUUGUUGAAGAAAUGGAAAUAGUUUUCGAGUGUGAAGACGUCAAGCCCGAAAGGAAUUUAUUAGCAGUUCAGAAAACUGACGAUUAUUCAAAAAAUAAAAAUAUGAGAAAUGUCGAUGAUUAUAAAACUCAAGACAUAAUUAAAUUAGAACCCUCAGGUGAAGUGAAACAAGAAUUUGUUGAUUGCACUGACACAGCAGAAGAAUCAAAUUUGAAUUUCGACCGAGAACAAAAUAAAACAAGGGGAUUAACAAAAAAAUGUAAAAACGAUAAUAACCUAAAAAAAAAGAUUGGUACGGUGCACACUGGUGUCACAUGUGAUAUAUGCAGAAAGAAAUUUUCUCGGAAGGAUCAUCUCAAAAUCCACAUUGAUUCAGUGCAUAGUGGUGUCACAUAUGCAUGUGAUAUUUGCGGAAAUAAAUUGACGACAAAAAAUAGUCUUAAAGUUCACAUCGAUUUGAUGCACAUUCGAGUGAAAUAUGCAUGUGAUACAUGCGGCAAAUCAUUUUCAGUAAAAAGUUACCUUAAAACCCACAUAGAUAUGGUACAUAAUGGUGUCACAUAUGCGUGUGAUGUGUGCGGAAAGAAACUUUCAAGUAUCGGUAAUCUCAAAACUCACAUAGAUUCAGUGCAUAAUGGUGUUAGACAUGCAUGUCAUAUUUGCAGAAAAAAUUUUUCAGAGAAGUCUAGUCUUAAUAAUCACAUUGAUAAUGCGCACAAUGGUGUCAAACAUGCAUGCCGUAUUUGUGGAAAAAAGUACUCAGAUAGAAGUGGUCUCAAAAAACACAACGAUUCGGUGCACAAACGAAUCAGACAUGCAUGUGAUACAUGCGGAAAGUCAUUCACAAGAAAAGAUUAUCUCAAAACCCACAUCGACUCGGCGCACAAUGGUGUUUAA
This is a messenger RNA of Trichogramma pretiosum, 1163 nucleotides long. Its product is annotated as zinc finger protein 62-like. The record is from RefSeq and is a predicted model, not a curated record. Lineage: Eukaryota; Metazoa; Arthropoda; Insecta; Hymenoptera; Trichogrammatidae. Gene Ontology annotation, molecular function: RNA polymerase II cis-regulatory region sequence-specific DNA binding; DNA-binding transcription factor activity. Gene Ontology annotation, biological process: regulation of transcription by RNA polymerase II. The transcript is spliced from 3 exons. Bases 78 to 1163 code for a protein of 361 amino acids.